UUCUCCUCUCGCAAGGCACUUCCCCGCUGAUCGUCACUAUCCAUCCUCAUCCGUAUUGAUCCCCGCCACCGUUAAGAGAGAGAUGGAAAUAACGAUGCUCCUAUGUGAUCUUCAUAUGUAAAUGUCCGCGGACGAGAAAGAGGAGAGGAGAUGAUAGCACCAGGCGCAACAUAGCACUUACCUGCCUUGGUCUUUUUCCAUCCUUAUUUUAUUUUCUUUUAUUUCACGUUUUUUUUGUGCUCCUGUGUGCUUUUGGUGACGUUUCGGGGGGGCCUGCAUGCGGUGACCGGCGGGAAUGUGUGACGACCAUGCUGGUGGUAAGGUGCUUCUUGCUCUUUGCUGCAGUGGGCGAGCGGCUGGCGGUGGCAGGUGUAAACGGGAGCCCAGGCCAUGAUGGAGCCACCUGGGAUUGGUCGUCAUGGUCCGGGCAGAGGACGGAGGCCAGCGACACGGCGGCCCAGGUGACCUAUCCCAAACGUCUGGUGCAGAGGACUGAGUCAGAGCAGGAAAUGGCUCACGGGCACCUGGACACCAGAGUGAAAAAUGACACACAACACACCUCGGUCGUCCACGUGGCACAGAGCUGUUUCCAGGUGGAAGCCUUCGGACGUACAUUCACGUUGGACCUGGAACUCAACCAUCACCUGCUGUCCUCGGACUACGUGGAGCGCCAUUUCACGCCGGGCGGCCGACCCUUGCAGUCACCGGGAGGAGAGCACUGCUACUACCAGGGAAGGUUACGAGGUGUGCCGGAAUCCUGGGCAGCCCUCUCUACCUGCCACGGCCUGUGUGGGAUGUUCUCCGACGGCAUCUUUUCAUAUGGGAUUGAGCCUGUUCACAAUGACAACAAUGAGGAAAAUGGUGCCCACCUGAUCCAGAGGAUGUCCGAUUUCAGGCUCUCCCCACGAUGCACAGAUUGCACAGAGGACAACGAGUGGGAUGGCAGAGGAGGAGGUGGUGAAGACCAAAGGGGGGUCCCGAAGCAACAGCAGGAGGCGUCGGGGGUGGUGUUAAGGCGAUCCAAGAGGUUUGCACGCAGACCUUCCGUGCAGUCAGAGACCAAAUAUAUCGAGUUGAUGGUGGUCAACGACAAUGACUUGUUUGUACAGCUGCGACGCUCCGGCAGCCACACGAAAAACUUGGCCAAAGCGGUGGUCAACAUGGCGGAUGCGCUCUACAGGGAGCAGCUUAACACAAGGAUUGUGCUGGUCGCCAUGGAGACGUGGACCUCAAAGAACAUGGUGCCGGUGGUGGAGGACCCUAUGACCACGUUGCAGAACUUUAUGAAGUACAGGCGGGACAACAUCCGCGAGCGGAGCGACGUUGUCCAACUUUUCUCAGGACGCACAUUUCAGAGUGGCCGCAGCGGGAUGGCAUACACGGGAGGAGUGUGCUCGCCGACGAGGGGAGGGGGCAUCAAUGAGUUUGGGACUGUCGGCACCAUGGCCAUCACUUUGUGCCAGAGCCUGGGCCAGAACAUUGGGAUGAGGUGGAACAAUGCACGUAACUCUGCAGGAGACUGCAGGUGCCCUGACACCUGGCUGGGUUGUAUUAUGGAGGACACUGGAUACUAUCUGCCGCGGAAGUUCUCUCGCUGCAGUGUGGACGAAUACAUCCAGUUCUUGCUCCAGGGAGGCGGCAGCUGCCUUUUCAAUAAGCCCAACAAGCUGCUGGACCCUCCAGAAUGCGGCAACGGCUUUGUAGAACCUGGCGAAGAGUGUGAUUGUGGAUCGCAGGUGGAGUGUGCUCGCAGUGGAGGAGCCUGCUGUAAAAAAUGCACACUCACGCACGACGCCAUGUGCAGCAAUGGGCUGUGUUGCAGUGGCUGUAAGUACGAGCUGAGAGGCGUGGUGUGUCGAGAGGCUGUAAACGACUGUGACAUCCCAGAGACUUGUACUGGAGACUCCAGCCAGUGUCCUCAUAACGUCCACAAGUUGGAUGGCUACUCAUGUGAAUCUAAUCAAGGUCGCUGUUAUGCUGGACGGUGUCGCACUCGAGACAGACAGUGUAGGGGGCUCUGGGGGUUCAACUCAGCAGACAGGUUUUGUUAUGAGAAGCUCAAUGCCGAGGGGACCGACAAAGGGAACUGUGGUCGGGGUCCCGGCGGCCAAGGCUGGCUUCAGUGCAACAAGCCGGAUGUUUUGUGCGGCUUUCUGUUCUGCGCCAACAUCAGCACAAAACCAACAUUUGGAGACCUUCAAGGCGAAGUGACCAGCUUCACCCUCUACCACCAGAACAAGUACCUGGACUGUCGGGGCGGCCACGCUCUGCUGGAGGAUGGCUCCGACCUGGGCUACGUGGAGGACGGCACUCCCUGCGGGCCCAACAUGAUGUGCUUGGAGCGACGCUGCCUCCCGGUGGCGGCCUUCAACCUCAGCAGCUGCGCUGGAUCCAACAUGGGACGCAUCUGUUCUGACCACGGGACGUGCAGCAAUGAGGUGAAGUGCAUCUGCGACAGAGACUACACCGGCAAGGACUGCAGCGUCUUUGAUCCCAUUCCCGAGCCCACUGUCCCGACGGGCCCGGAAAAGAAAGGUCUGGUGGAGGAUAAGAUGUUCAUCAUUAGUCUCUGUGUCCUGCCCACUCCGUGUCUUCUUCUUCUCCUUGGUCGCACAGUGUCCUCGUCCACGUUGGAGGCACAAAAAAAGGGAACAACAACAAAAUGUCUUCCAUUCCUGUUCCUGUCUCUCCAGUCCUCCUUUCAGUGUCACCCUUCGUUCUCUUUCCUUCUUUACUGUGCUAUCACACCAGGGUUGGGGUCUUCCUCAAACAUCAGGAUUAUGGAAAGCAAAUCAGCCAAAAUGUCUGCACUGCCUGCCUGGACCACAGACUUCUUUUAAUGCCAUUUUUAAGAGCUCGAUGUGUAAAAUAAGCGAAAAAUGCUGAAGAGGUUCAUUCCCUGCCACAGCCUCAAGAGCUCGCGCACAUUUCCUCCACCUUAAGAGCCUAGACUGGAUCCGGGCUUGGUUGGUUUCACAUUGGGACUGGACUGAAGUGGAUUUCGACUAGUACUGCAUCUGGAUGAGUUGAGCCUCAGAUGAAUAGAUUUUAAAUUGGAUUUAUUUGGACGAGAUUGGCAUUAGGUCUGAACUAAACCGGUGUCGAUCUGGACUGGAUAAGUACUAGUACUAGAACUUGGAUUAGACUGGCACCAUGCUGGACCAGUUUGGACCUGAACAUGUUUGGAUUUGGACUAGUGAUCAACUGGACCAAAUCCGGACUAGAUUUGGACUACCGGUACUUCUGAACUAGGCAUGUUUUGCAUAACCACUCUUCUAGGAAGAAAUGGGACACCCCUGUCCAAAAUAAAAAUAAAAGAGCCAACGUUUUUGACAUGGAGAAAAGACAUUGUGAUCACUGACUGCUCACGCCAACAACAGAAGGAAGAGGGGUCAUGUCACUUUGCCUACACUGAAAAAACAAAACAAAAAAAACACUGGAAAUUGUAACUGUUUUUGAAACCUUGGGGGGGGGGGGGUGAUGUACAUUGAAAUCAACAAUCAUCCCAUGCCUUGUCUGAACCGGAUCUGGAUUAGAUCCAGAUUUACCCUGGAGCCUAGCUGGAUCUGAAUCUGAUCAGGACAAGAUCUGGAACAUAGGUGCAGCCUUACCAUCACAGUGAAAAAUCCAAGCACGUUUUCCAAAGAAGAACUUGAGGAGGGACAAACCGUUUAUAUCCCAACUGCCAACCGACGGGUCCCAGUGGACUCCACUAAUACUGAAGGAUUGUGGAAGCUUUUUUAAAAAAUUU
Hippocampus zosterae (dwarf seahorse) is the source of this 3751-nucleotide messenger RNA. Its product is annotated as disintegrin and metalloproteinase domain-containing protein 11-like. Gene Ontology annotation, biological process: proteolysis. Gene Ontology annotation, molecular function: metalloendopeptidase activity. Lineage: Eukaryota; Metazoa; Chordata; Actinopteri; Syngnathiformes; Syngnathidae. The record is from RefSeq and is a predicted model, not a curated record. Bases 309 to 2840 code for a protein of 843 amino acids. The transcript is spliced from 24 exons.